GCCGCGGUCAGGGCCAUCUUUGGUUGUUCUCGCCGGUCGCACCACAGUCAGUGAUCAUUUGUGAUACGUAUCAAAUUGUUUGAGCGAUAACGGUUUGCAGAGAGUUUGCUUUAGUCGCUGAUAGGACAGCUGACUGGUUCUGAAUAAAUAUUUUGUUGUAUCAACACCGGCUCGCGUAUUUUUUUGCAGCGGAAAUUUGACUAAAGACGGGAGAUCCACUGUAAUACAACAUGGAUGAGGAAUAUGAUGUUAUCGUAUUGGGCACCGGACUCACAGAAUGUAUUCUCUCGGGGAUCAUGUCUGUGAACGGGAAGAAAGUAUUGCAUAUGGACAGAAAUCCAUACUACGGGGGUGAAAGUUCCUCCAUCACACCCCUGGAGGAGCUCUAUAAGAGAUUUGGGAUUUCAGACAGCCCUCCAGAGUCAAUGGGCCGGGGAAGAGACUGGAAUGUGGACCUUAUUCCUAAAUUCUUAAUGGCCAAUGGUCAGUUAGUUAAGAUGCUUCUAUACACUGAAGUGACCCGAUAUCUCGACUUCAAAGUGGUCGAGGGAAGCUUCGUUUAUAAAGGAGGAAAAAUCUACAAAGUGCCCUCAACUGAGACAGAGGCACUGGCUUCAAACCUUAUGGGAAUGUUCGAGAAGAGACGUUUCCGGAAGUUCCUCGUUUUUGUGGCCAACUUUGAUGAGAACGACCCCAAGACCUUUGAGGGUGUCGAUCCCAAACUCACAACAAUGGGAGAGGUGUACAAAAAGUUUGACUUAGGACAAGACGUCAUCGACUUCACAGGACAUGCCCUGGCCCUCUACAGGACAGACGAUUACCUUGAGCAGCCGUGUCUGGAGACCAUCAACAGGAUUAAACUGUACAGUGAAUCUCUGGCACGUUACGGGAAGAGCCCAUACCUGUACCCCCUGUACGGACUGGGGGAACUGCCUCAAGGGUUCGCCAGGUUAAGUGCAAUUUAUGGAGGAACCUACAUGCUGAAUAAACCAGUGGAUGAGAUCGUGAUGGAGGGAGGACAUGUGGUGGGAGUGAAAUCAGAGGGACAGGUUGCCCGCUGCAAACAGCUCAUCUGUGACCCGAGCUACAUCCCAGAGCGUGUGCACAAAGUCGGCCAGGUGGUCCGGGUCAUCUGCGUCCUCAGCCAUCCCAUCAAAAACACUAAUGAUGCCAAUUCCUGCCAGAUCAUCAUCCCUCAGAACCAGGUUAACCGCAAAUCAGAUAUCUACGUUUGCAUGAUCUCCUAUGCCCAUAAUGUGGCAGCUCAGGGGAAAUACAUUGCCAUUGUAAGCACUACGGUGGAAACCUCGGAUCCUGAAGCGGAAAUCGAACCUGCUCUGGAGCUCCUUGAGCCCAUUGACCAGAAGUUUGUGGCCAUCAGUGACAUGUAUGAACCUACAGACGAUGGUACAGAAAGCCAGGUAUUUGCAUCGCGGUCCUACGACGCCACCACUCACUUCGAAACAACCUGCAACGACAUCAAGGACAUCUACAAGCGCAUGACAGGCAGUGACUUCGACUUUGAGAACAUGAAGCGUAAACAGAACGACGUCUUCGGCGAGGACGAGCAGUGAGAGGUGGAGAAAUGAGGGAGGAGUGGAGAGCCAAUGCAGAGAUGAGACAGGCUGAACGUGAUUUACUGAGGUGACACAAAACAAAAUCCACGACGCUGUAAAUCUCUUUCAACCGGCCUCAUCUAUCCAUCCCAGCGUGCUCUUCGCUCGUUGUCUCCACACUCCUCCGGUGUUCCUAUUCAGAUGCAUACAGUUCAGCACACAGACACACAAAAGCUCUAUCGCUCACAUUCCACUACAAAGUCUGCACUACAAAGUGGGCUCACACCAACAUGCUAUUUUAGAUCCUCACACAAGCAGUAUGCAUUGUUUGUGCAAAAUAUCCUGUUGAAGUGAAACACGCGUCUUUCCGUUCUCUGAAUAUCGUCUUUGACUGAAGCCCGUACAUGUGAACGAUUCCUCCGAUAUGGAUGAAGACCGAAAAUGAUUUUUCAAGUAUCCCCAAUCGUCCUCAGACUGUUAGUUUAGCGUAGUGUUUCUCAACCAUGUUCCUGUAGGACCACCAGCUCUGCCAAUUUUCCACGUCUUCUUAACCAAACACACCUAAUUUAGUUUAUCAGGUCAUUAGCAGAGAUUUAAAGACCUGUAAUGGGUGUGACAGGUAAAGAAGACAUCCAAAAUAUGCAGUGUUGGUGGUCCUCCAGAAACGUGGUUGAGGAACACUGGUUAGCGCACUGUUUCCCAGCUUCAUGCGAACUGCAGCCUUCCUGUACUUUGGGAAAGUGUCAUAUAUAGAUUAUUAAAACACUAAAUCCGAGAAAGGAUGAUACUAUUAAACAAUUAUGAAGUCAAAAACUGAACUGACAGUCUCAUAUCAUUACAUUUCCAUUCCUAAACUUAUUUAAUUCUUUAUUAUUAUUAUUAUUUUGGACAACUAAAUUGAAUGAGAUGUAUAAAAUGCAGUAUAGAAGUGAAUCGUAAGCCAUUACCUUGUAAUUAACAUUUGUGCUAAUAAAAAAUAAACACUGAAAGGCCUGACAGUUUCAACAUUCCUCAUCCUCCUGCUAUUAUUAUUAUUAUUAUUUGUGGUAAAAUAAAAAAAAAAAAUGAUACAAACAAUGGAUAUCAAAUGCUAAUAUGUGAAAAAAAUCCAUUUGUUUGUUUCUGGGAAAAUAGUCUUAAGAACGUGGAAGCAGUUUUCUCUCCCACAGCUUCCAUAGUCAAUAAUAAUGUGAAUUUAAUGAAUAUCAGAUCUUUCGGGAUUUAAUAGUAGCCAUAUCCGAUGCUAUUCUGGCUUUUCCAUACACAGUUUCAGUUGUGAUGAACACUAUUCCUCUCCCUGUUUGCUGUAAAGAUCCUCACUGCAUCAUGCAAUCAAACCGCGUCUUUGAUUUACAUUUUAACAGCGGCUGACACAUUUACACUCGGUCAGUAGAAACCACUAGACAAACGUAGGAUAAGUCAUAUUCACCUGUAGCUCUACUCAUGCUCAUGUUUGAUGAUUUGCCAUUGAUAGUUCUAGGAAACACUAGCAGAUGAUCAUGGUGUGCUGUUUGAACGCUCACUGUACAGCUUCCAGUGUAGAAUAUACAAGCAUUGUCAUGUUGUUUUUCCGCCUUUGCUAA
Molecule: messenger RNA, 3139 nt
Organism: Danio rerio (zebrafish)
Lineage: Eukaryota; Metazoa; Chordata; Actinopteri; Cypriniformes; Danionidae
Gene: gdi1
Product: GDP dissociation inhibitor 1
Biological process (GO): small GTPase-mediated signal transduction; protein transport
Cellular component (GO): cytoplasm; extracellular region; Golgi apparatus
Molecular function (GO): Rab GDP-dissociation inhibitor activity; GDP-dissociation inhibitor activity
Source: RefSeq, marked validated